ACUGAGUGUUGGUGCACCCCGGGCAGUUUCCCGUUAGUGCCGCUGAGCAGGACCUGCAUUCGGGCGGGUUUAUUCCCGAGACUCCGCGACAGACAUGCCGCCGAAGAAACAAGCUCAACCCACGGGCAGUAAGAAAACCCAGGAGAAGAAGAAAGAAAAGAUUAUUGAAGAUAAGACUUUUGGACUGAAGAAUAAAAAGGGAGCCAAACAGCAGAAGUUCAUUAAAGCCGUCACACAGCAGGUCAAAUAUGGACAACAGAACGCCCGCCAGAUUGCUGCUGCUGAAGCUGAUAAGAACAAGAAAGGGGACAAGAAGAAGGAGCUCUCUGAGCUGAACGAACUCUUCAAACCUGUCGUGGCUGCACAGAAAGUCAGCAAAGGUGUGGAUCCGAAGUCUGUUCUGUGUGCGUUCUUUAAACAAGGCCAGUGCAGUAAAGGGGAUAAGUGUAAGUUCUCCCACGACCUCAGUCUGGACAGGAAGUGUGAGAAACGCAGUGUGUACGUGGACGUACGAGAAGAGGAGCUGGAGAAAGACACGAUGGAGAACUGGGAUGAGAAGAAGCUGGAAGAAGUCGUCAACAAGAAGCAUGGAGAGGCUGAGAAGAAGAAGGCCAAGACUCAGAUCGUGUGUAAGUACUUCCUGGAGGCUAUAGAGAAUAAUAAGUACGGUUGGUUCUGGGUGUGUCCGGCGGGAGGAGACGGCUGUAUGUAUCGCCACGCCCUGCCCGUCGGCUUCGUCCUGAAGAAAGACAAGAAGAAGGAGGAGAACGAGGAGGAGCAGAUCUCGCUGGAGGAACUCAUCGAGAGCGAGCGAGCAGCUCUGGGUCCAAAUGUGACGCGCAUCACUCUGGAGACGUUCCUGGCCUGGAAGAAAAGGAAGAGGCAGGAAAGGAUCACUAAAUCUCAGCAGGACAUGGAGAGGAAGAAGGCCGACUUUAAAGCAGGAAAAUCUCUCGGGGUGAGCGGACGAGAAGUGUUCGAGUUCCGGCCCGAGCUGGUUAAUGACGACGACGAGGAAGCAGACGAUACCAAAUACACCGAAGUGGACGAUGAGCUCAUACAGGAGGUGGAGGAGGAAGAUGAGUGCCAGGACAUCGACAUCGCGCGGUUUGUCCUUAAAGAGGUGGACAACACGGGGAUAACGGUGGCGGCGGCGGACAGGUUCUCCUCCCGAGUUCAGCCAAGCUGCAAGACAGACGACCACAAACUGAGCGAAGCUUCAGGUGGGUGUGAGAACGGUGAGGACCACACACUGGUGAAGGGCGGAGCUAGCACAGAUGGCGAUGGAGGCGGGACUGAGGAUGAGGAGGUGGAGUCAGAGGCGGUACCUGUGGAUGAGAAUCUGUUUACAGGGGAGGAUCUGGAUGAACUAGAGGAGGAGCUUAACACACUUGACCUGGACGAGUAACACUCGCCUCGAUCUGAACAAUUUUUUUUAUUUUUUUUUUUUUUUGUUUUCCUCCACCAAUCAUAACAGCCAUAGACAAACCAGCUCUGUGGACAUAUGAGAAUAAAGAUGAUCAGGGUCCUGUGAUACUGCGCUUACAUGAUUUGGUCCAGAAUGAAUUAAAUUUUUUUUUCCAUUGUAAUAAAAGCAAACGUUUUAGCACAGUAUUUUACAGUGCGUUACUGAAACCCGUCUUCAGUCCGUCAGCCAUCUUUGUCCGAACAGCGAACGGAAUUGUGCUACUUUUUGAACGGGACCUCACUGCUUACAAAGGCAGCCUACUUCUAAAUGGAAUUGAGCAGGGGUGGAGCUUUGGUUAAGUCUGCUCAGCCAAUCGCAUCAGCCUACCUGAUCAUGUGACCAUUGCCAUGUUUUUUACUGAUCUGGCUUGAUUAAUAUUGUUUUAAUUCACAUUAACAUGAUUUUGCAGUUAGGCUAGCAAGCUAAUGUGAGCCAGUUUAACAGUAACAUGGAACAGUAAGCUAUCUGAGAUCAUGUCGCUGGCAAACUGACCGCAAGCUACAUAAAUAAACAGCACUGUAAUAACAUCCACCAUCUAUCAUGUUGGCUUGAUCUGAAUUAUGUAGCUAGCCAAAAUUACUCAAGCUAACCCCCAGGAAAGCUAUAGAUACGUACAUGCAGCCCUCUGCUAGCAUUAGCUGGCUCACUUGUUCAUUAUCUGCUUAUGUAGCUAGUCACGUUUGCAAACGAACUCGCCAACUUGAGCCUAACUGCUGUUUUUUGUUUGGCUAGCAAGCUAAAUUCAGCACUAUGCUCAUGUUGGUAUGCUAGCUAUUGUAACAUCCUAUUAUAGCUAACAUUUAAGUGUGUUGUUAAAUGGUGUAAAUGUUAGCUAAUGCCAAGAUGCAUUUUGUCACAUGAUCAGGGUUAACCUGAGCUCCGCCCCUGGUGUGUGAAUCAGCUAUAUGAUUUCUUAAAUAAAAAAAAAAAAAGUUUCACCUGCUGAGUGUAUAAUCUGGAGGGUGUACAGGUGUGUGCGUGUUUGUUUUUAUCCUCCUGGCCAAGGUGAAAGUGUAAAUAAAGCAUAGUGGAGACAGAUGUAAA
Messenger RNA from Neoarius graeffei (lesser salmon catfish), 2512 nucleotides. It is a transcript of the gene zc3h15, whose product is annotated as zinc finger CCCH-type containing 15. Gene Ontology annotation, biological process: cytoplasmic translation. The transcript has 10 exons. Gene Ontology annotation, cellular component: cytosol. Gene Ontology annotation, molecular function: mRNA binding; metal ion binding. Bases 95 to 1408 code for a protein of 437 amino acids. The record is from RefSeq and is a predicted model, not a curated record. NCBI's taxonomy places the organism in Eukaryota, Metazoa, Chordata, Actinopteri, Siluriformes, Ariidae.